Molecule: messenger RNA, 1029 nt
Organism: Rosa chinensis
Lineage: Eukaryota; Viridiplantae; Streptophyta; Magnoliopsida; Rosales; Rosaceae
Exons: 2
Coding region: 1-1029 (342 amino acids)
Source: RefSeq, a predicted model, not a curated record
AUGAACAGUUACGAGGACCGCCAGGGGCCUUUCACCCAACAGGUUAGGGGAGCCAUUCGAGCGAAUACAUCGAAACCACUGAAGAUCAACUAUACGGGAGUUGGAGACCCCUACCAGCAUUUACAGGCUUUCCGAUCGCAAACAAACGCCAAGGGAUAUACGGACGAAAUGUGUUGUAACAUGUUCCAGGAAACCCUGUCAGGGGAGGCUUUAAGUUGGUUCUACGAACUGCCGGUCGGUUCUGUAGGGAAUUUUAAGGAGUUGGCUGACAAAUUUGUCGCUCGAUUCAUCUUACGCACUGAUGGGAUACACACACCAAAGGGCCUAUUGAAGGCGGCUACAGCUAAGUGCAGGGACCUUAAUAAGGAACUUGCUGAGCUGGCUUUCAAGAGGGGCUUAAGGCGAGGAGAAUUUCUCUACGGGAUCAACCAUAAUCCUCCAGCUAGCUACGACGAACUGAUGGCCACUGCCAUCAGACACGCUCAGGCCGAAUUCGAAACAUAUGGGGACACCCCCAGACCAGAGCUAAGAUUUUCCACACCAACUUCGACGACUAGGGAUGAGCCACAAAAGAGGGAGUGGGCCCACAUUCAUGACAGGUCACCCCAUACCUCAAACAAAAGAAGCAAAGAAUCCUCGUCCAGGUCAAACAGUUACGAGACCACCCACCCUAACCGGGAGUUGAGGGCACAGCAGGGCCCAAGGACACCACCACCACCCCGGUAUGAGGUGUUCACAAUCCUGAACGCUUCAUACGAGACUAUCUGGAAUGAAAACAGGGAUGAGAUACCGGGACCACCCCUAAGGAAAUUCCCGAAGAGCAAACUUACCCAGCAGGAUACCGAAAAAUUCUGCACUUAUCAUGAGGAUGUCGGACACAAUACCAAUCUGUGUGUUGCUUUAAAAAAUAUCAUCGAGUCCCUCAUCCAGAGAGGAAAGCUUCAACGAUACCUACCUACUAAGGAGAUAGGAGCUGUCGACAUGUACGGCCAGAUAUUCACGAUCCACGGUGGGGGCCCGAAAGAGUAG